CGCACGUGUCCUGCGGCGCCCCGAGCUGUGUUUACAUCUGAGCAGCUCCACGUUGUGCAGCAGCCGUUGCCUGCCAUUGGUCGGCUCGUCAGCCAGCGCGGCGCCCCGCCUCCAGGGGGCGUGUCCGACCGGCCCGGCGUUCCCUCCGGAAAACCCAGCUUCCCUGAGGCCUUGGCGGGAGCGCCGGGGCGCGCCUCAGGACUGCGCCGUCUCUCGCUCCGCAUGGAACGCUCGCCUCAGCCGCCUCCCCGCUUCGCCUCAGGCCGUGGGAGCCGCGGCCUGACAGACCCAGAUGAACCGGCUGAAGGCGGGGGCGCCUGGCUCUCAGGAGGCGCCUCUGCGCCGUGCCGCCGCCCGACCGUGCGGGCGCGGUGAAGCGGGGAGCGGGGCGCCCGCCGAGGCGUUCCCGGAGUUUUCAUACACCUGGAAGAAGAGAAUGUCAAGACGCAGUAGCCGUUUACAAGCUAAGCAGCAGCCCCAGCCCAGUCAGACGGAUUCCCCACCAGAAGCCCAGAUAAUCCAAGCCAAGAGGAGAAAAACAGCCCAGGAUGUCAGAAAAAGAAAAGAGGAAAAGGUCACCAAGAAGCAUCAGUAUGAGAUUAGGAACUGCUGGCCACCUGUAUUGUCUGGGGGAGUCAGUCCUUGCGUUAUUAUUGAGACACCUCACAAAGAAAUGGGAACAAGUGAUUUCUCUAGAUUUACAAAUUACAGAUUCACAAACCUUUUUAUUAAUCCUUCACCUUUGCCUGACUUAAGCUGGGGAUGUUCAAAAGAGGUUUGGCUAAACAUGUUAAAAAAGGAAAACAGAUAUGUUCAUGACAAGCAUUUUGAAAUGCUGCAUUCUGACUUGGAACCACAAAUGAGGUCAAUACUUCUAGACUGGCUUUUAGAGGUAUGUGAAGUAUAUACACUUCACAGAGAAACGUUUUAUCUUGCACAAGACUUUUUUGAUAGAUUUAUGUUGACACAAAAGGAUAUAAAUAAAAAUAUGCUUCAGCUCAUUGGAAUUACCUCAUUAUUCAUUGCUUCCAAACUUGAGGAAAUCUAUGCCCCUAAACUCCAAGAGUUUGCUUAUGUCACUGAUGGUGCUUGCAGUGAAGAAGAUAUCUUAAGGAUGGAACUUGUUAUACUAAAGGCUUUAAACUGGGAACUAUGUCCUGUAACAGUCAUCUCAUGGCUGAACCUCUUUCUUCAAGUUGAUGCUCUUAAAGAUGCUCCUAAAGUUCUUCUACCUCAAUAUUCUCAGGAAACAUUCAUUCAAAUAGCUCAGCUUUUAGAUUUGUGUGUUUUGGCCGUGGAUUCCUUAGAAUUCCAGUACAGGAUCCUGGCUGCUGCUGCCCUGUGCCAUUUUACCUCCAUCCAGGUGGUUAAGAAAGCUUCAGGUUUGGAAUGGGACAACAUUUCAGCAUGCGUAGACUGGAUGGUGCCGUUUGUCAGUGUAGUGAAAAGUACUUCUCCAGUGAAGCUGAAGACUUUUAAGAAGAUUCCUGCGGAAGACAGACAUAAUAUCCAAACACAUACAAAUUAUUUGGCUCUGCUGGAUGAAGUAAAUUAUGUAAACUCCUUCAGAAAAGGGGGCCAGCUGUCACCAGUGUGCAGUGGAGGCAUUAUGACACCUCCGAAGAGCACUGAAAAACCACCAGGAAAACACUGAAGAAGCUGACUUCAACCUGCUUGAACUGACCCAAGUUUUGGGUAGAAUUUCAUACAACUGAACUAUCACUGUCCUAGCCAAUUCAAAAGUUACACUGCCAUUCUUUGAUAACAUUUAAAAUUGGCACUGAAGAAAUUUAAUUCCUAUGCUAGCUGUUAAAGAAACAGCAGAAUUUGUUUACAAAGCUGACUUCAUUCCCAAGAUU
Molecule: messenger RNA, 1859 nt
Organism: Ochotona princeps (American pika)
Lineage: Eukaryota; Metazoa; Chordata; Mammalia; Lagomorpha; Ochotonidae
Gene: CCNE2
Product: cyclin E2
Exons: 12
Coding region: 293-1654 (453 amino acids)
Biological process (GO): regulation of cyclin-dependent protein serine/threonine kinase activity; G1/S transition of mitotic cell cycle
Cellular component (GO): centrosome; cyclin E1-CDK2 complex; cytoplasm
Molecular function (GO): cyclin-dependent protein serine/threonine kinase regulator activity
Source: RefSeq, a predicted model, not a curated record